AUGUCUGGCUUCUCCUCCCCCGGAUCGCUUUUGACCGUCAACGCGUCGAGCACGCCCAUUCAGGUCUUGUCCGUUGCCAGGGUAAGUGGCUCGAUUUCAGUUCACGUUCCGACGGCCGACGACGGGCUGGCGCUCGCUCGGCUCGCCGCGCCGCCUCGUCAGCGAUUUACGGCAACGCUCUCCUCAGCCGCGCUCCGAUGACAAGCCGAGUGCGAGCCCAUCAUCGUCGCCCAUCAUCGACUCGUACAUCCUCAUCGACUGACCUCCUUCCGUUAUUGUAUCGUAUGAACCCCUUUCCAGAUCGCCGCCGGUCUUGCCGCCUUCAUUGCCCCCGCUUGUGAGUUUCUCUUCUUUGUACCUCGCUGAGCUCUGAGGGGCUGACUGGGAAUUGCCCCCCACCACACAACACAGUCUUCACCACCCGUGCCUUUGGCUUCUCGGCCAACAAGGGCCCCAAUGGCGUCUCCGUCGGCGGCUCGGUCGGUUCCAACACCACCAACCCCGGCAACGAGUCCGAGAUGUCGGUUGGUGAGUUGCUUCUGUAGCUGUUGACUGCGUGUGACACGAGACUGACGACUUCCUCCGCUCUUCAGCCGUCCGAUUGUUCGGUGCCCGUGACAUCGCCCUCGGUCUCCUGUUGAGGGAUUCCACCUCCGCUGUCGUCGUCCGUGCCCUCCAGGUCGGUGUCAUUGCCGACUCGCUCGACAUCCUCGCCGCUGGUCUCGGCUGGAUCGAGGGCAACCUUUCGCCCGAGGUCGCCACCGCCGUCGGUUCGAUCGGUGCCGUCCUCUCGGCUUACCAGCUCUGGAUCCUCAACCGAGUUUAA
This is a messenger RNA of Microbotryum saponariae, 826 nucleotides long. The record is from the annotation of a GenBank genome assembly. Lineage: Eukaryota; Fungi; Basidiomycota; Microbotryomycetes; Microbotryales; Microbotryaceae.